This is a messenger RNA of Salvelinus sp. IW2-2015, 2850 nucleotides long. RefSeq names its product tripartite motif containing 101 (gene trim101). Gene Ontology annotation, biological process: anterograde synaptic vesicle transport; microtubule bundle formation; neuron migration. The record is from RefSeq and is a predicted model, not a curated record. Lineage: Eukaryota; Metazoa; Chordata; Actinopteri; Salmoniformes; Salmonidae. Gene Ontology annotation, cellular component: main axon. Gene Ontology annotation, molecular function: zinc ion binding.
UUCCCAGUGGAGUGGAUGGUUCAGGAAUAAACACACACACACACGCAGUCCUCGCCAUGGACGGUUGGCAGACCAACUAACAUGUACCCAGGGAGAAGGCCUGGACAGAGGAAGGGUGGAGUGUUAUGACUGAGAAAGCAGGGAUGGUGGAAGAAGAGGAAGAGUGACAAGUAGAAAGAAGACGGAGAGAAGUUCUUGACAGAGUUUCAAGAGGCGCUGUCGAAGAAUCACGUCUGGACAUUCUCCACGUCAGACAGGCCGUCCACCAUGUCUGUCCCCCUGGAGCAGGGCUCCUACCCCGGGGACAGGGAGCAGGCAGGUCUGGGGACCCUACAGAGACAGCUCAUCUGUCCUAUCUGUCUGGAAGUAUUCACCAAACCAGUGGUCAUCCUGCCAUGCCAACACAACCUCUGCAGGAAGUGUGCCAACGACCUCUACCAGCCCUCUCUGUUCCAGGUGGGGUCUGGAGGGAGGUUCCGCUGUCCGUCCUGCAAUCAGGAAGUUGUGUUGGACCGUCACGGUGUCUACGGGCUGCAGCGCAACCUGCUGGUAGAGAAUAUUAUUGACGUCUACAAACAGGAGUCCACCAGCUCUAGAUCCCAGUCGUCAAAGCCUGCGGGCCAGCCCACCUGUGAGGAGCACAACGGUGAGAAGGUCAACAUUUACUGCAUCACCUGUCAGGUGCCCACUUGUUCCCUCUGCAAGGUGUUCGGUGCCCACAACACCUGCCAGGUGGCACCGCUGACACAAGUCUACCAGCAGCAGAAGGCUGAGCUGAGUGAGGAGGUUAGCGCCUUGGUGGCGUCGAACGGCCAGGUCCAAGCCUUCAUCGAUGAGUUGGAAGUGACCUGCAAGACUGUUGAGGAGAACUGUAAGACCCAGAAGCAGACAGUGUGUGAGAAGUUCAACCGUAUCCUCGCCAUCCUGGAGGAGCGACAGAGGAUCAUGAAGCAGCGAGUCACGUACGAGCAGGAGGGGAAGACGGGUCACGCUCGUUCGCUGGUGCGAUCCUACAGAGAGAGCGUAGAGACCAGCACCAAACUGGUAGAGACUGCUGUGACCACCAUGGAGGAACCUGAGAUGGCUGCCUUCAUGAAGAUUGCAAAAGACUUGAUUGUAAAGGUGAAUGAGGCGUCCAGUGCCUGCAUCGUGGAGACCCUGGAGCCUGGUUAUGAGAACAUGGACCACUACAGGGUCAACUUCAACACAGAGAAGAGGGCUCUGUACAAGUUGGACUUCAUCAAAGUGGAGGAGGAGGGAGAGGAGGUUCCUGAGGAGGCAGAACCAGAGCCGGAACCAGAAUGUGAACCAGUUCUGGACCUAGAACCAGAGGCCGUUCUGGAACCAGUAACAGUUCAUGAACCAGUGGCACUGCCAGUACUGGUGCAAGAACUAGAGCCAGAAUUAGUACCACAGCCAGUGCCGGUGCCGGUGGUGGUGGAAGACCUACGGACAGAACCAGAGCAGGUGCCAGUGACAAAGCGACAGCUAGUUCCAGAACAUGUGGCAGUUCUAGAGCCGCUGGAAGUUCUAGAACCAGAGUCGGCAUCCAGUCAGGUCCUGGAUGCAGAGCCUGCGUUGGAGCUGAAGACAGUGGGAGAGUGUUGGGGACUGAAGGACCCAGCAGAGCUGACAGAGCAGCUCAGGGAUCAAGCAGAGGGGUGUGAUGCAGACCUGCAGAAAGAGGAGUUCUGUGACCGAGAGGGCUUCAAUACACAACAGGCUGUCACGCUCUUCUUCUUCAUCCUGGCCCUGGUCAUCAUGCUCCAGACUGUGUGGGCCCACAUCAAGAGCCUUGCUUUUAUAUAGCAGAGAACAGCAGCAGGAUUCACACUGCAACCUGGUUGAUAAUACUAAGAUUGAGCCUGGGUCAGAGAACCCCACACCACAGGAAGGUGGUCCCUCCUCCCACUCCUCCCCCUCCUCUCCUUCCUCCAGUGAGUCCCCUCGUCUCAGCUUCUCUUCCUCCUGGCUCAACGCUCUCUCCAAGAAGAAGAAAUGAAGAAGAGAUUGUCUGUACCACCGAGGGCCUGUCUGAGCCAUCAUGGCUACAGAGGGCCUGUCUGAACCAUCAUGGCUACAGAGGGCCUGUCUGAACCGUCAUGGCUACAGAGGGCCUGUCUGAACCCUCAUGGCUACAGAGGGCCUGUCUGAACCAUCAUGGCUACAGAGGGCCUGUCUGAGCCAUCAUGGCUACAGAGUCUGAACCCUCAUGGCUACAGAGGCCUGUCUGAACCAAUCAUUGGGCUACAGAGGGCCUGUCUGAACCAUCAUGGCUACAGAGGGCCUGUCUGAACCAUCAUGGCUACAGAGGACCUGUCUGAACCAUCAUGGCUACAGAGGGGACAGGCCAGGCAGAGACAAGGCCAAGAUGGUUGAAACGUCAAUGAUGUCAAAUUCUUCUAAUUAAAUGAUUUUUAACGUCAAGAGCUGAGAGCUGCAUGUGUUUUCCCAGGCACACAGAAAAAAGCAUACUCAAUAUUCACUGACCAUUUUGCAGGUCUUAAAUCUGAUACCUACUGUACGUUAUUGUGCUCAUGUACACUAUGUGUUGGGGUAGGAUACGAUUUAAAUAUCUCUUCAUUAUUUGUUCUACUUCAUUGAUUGUUAUUAUCAUGUGAUGCAUGAUGGGUCUAUCCAAUGUUUGUGUUUAUCUGUUGGGAAAUUUUCUUUAGCAUAUCUAGUUUUGUUGUUCUGUCGUCGCACCGAUGCAUGAUAAGUUGUUGUUUUCACUGUUCUUGUUCAUCCCUGUAUACAGCGCCUUCAGAGAGGUUUCACAACACUUGACUUUUUCCACAUUUUGUUGUGCCACAACUUGAAUUAUAAAUUUAUUAAAUUUAGAUUUUUUUU